Molecule: messenger RNA, 8860 nt
Organism: Leptopilina heterotoma
Lineage: Eukaryota; Metazoa; Arthropoda; Insecta; Hymenoptera; Figitidae
Gene: Chd1
Product: chromodomain-helicase-DNA-binding protein 1
Exons: 16
Coding region: 1746-7283 (1845 amino acids)
Biological process (GO): nucleosome organization; regulation of transcription by RNA polymerase II
Cellular component (GO): chromatin; nucleus
Molecular function (GO): DNA binding; chromatin binding; ATP hydrolysis activity
Source: RefSeq, a predicted model, not a curated record
CUAUUUCAAUGAAUUUUCCUUUUAAAUUAAAGGAAGUAUGUUCUGAUUGGCUGACAAUCAGUUGAGUGUACUUACCUUCAGCCAGGGUUGGGUAGUUUUGUUACAAAAAACAUGCGGACCCGCCUUUAGGUACGCGCCAUUUUAUUUCAAAGUUUAAACAUUUCGACAAAGGGGUUUUAAAGCCCCCAUUUUGGGAACUAUUGUUUUAAAAUUGAAGAACCAAAUCUGUUAUGCAUUUUGUCAAUGAAUUGUAAUAUCCUUUUACUUCUACGCCGUUGGUGGGUUUAGGUAUUAUUUUCUGUCUUUCAUACAAUCAGUUGUACGUAGUAUUGUUUUGCAUGCUAAACUUCUGAGUGCAUUUCAUUUGAAAUAGCUAGUCAUUCUGCUCCUUUUAAAAUUGUUACAGUAACAUUUUUUUCAUUGAAUCCAAGGAAAUAUCAUAAAAUAGUUAUCUCUACGUACAGUAUGGAACCAUCCACAUCCAUUUGUCGUGAGUGUUAAAGCACGGUAUAUUACACAUUCCAAAUCUGAAUCAUGAGAAUUAGAUUUUUUUGCUCAUUUGAAAAAUUACACCAGCUUUUUCAAUUUGAAAAUCUCAAUUUUACAUUCAAUAUGUUUAAUAUAUAUAUCUAUAUUUAAAAUCAUUAUCAGCUUAUUAUCACUUCCUAAAUUCCCUCUAGGGGCGCUUUCAACAAAUUAAUGACAUCAUUAACAUAUUUAUUUUAUAUAACAUCUCAUUGCCUUGUUCUUUCAUUAAAUAUUUGCAUGGCUUUUUUUAAUUUAUCACCUAGAUGUAAAAAAAUAUUUAAAAAUAUUAUAUAUUCUGUUAAAAAAAAAAGAGUGACAAAGAUGGUCUUAAAGUCCCUGGUCAAAUGAUCUUCUAUUCAAAAAUUAAAUUUUUAACUUUUUUACUAAAUAUAAAUUAUAUUAAAGUAAAAUAAAAUAUAAUAAAUAAAAACUUACAAAAAACUUUUCUCAUUUCUACUCAUGAAAAGAAAAGUAUUUAGUAGUUUUAUUUGUUUAUAAAAGAAAUCAAUGUUUUUCGUGUUUAUUCAUAAAAUCGUCUAAUCGGAAAAUAAUAUUCUAAUUAAUCAUUAAUAAAAAACAAUUGAAAAAAAUGUUAAUUACAAGAAAAUUUUUCUAAUAACGGCGCAACUCGCUAAUUGCGCACAUAAAGAGGAAAUCGAAAAACGAACCGCGUUGCAUUCUGGGUAGUAUUUGCGUCUGUAAUCAUUGCGCAUGCGUAUUAAACAAUUUUCGUGAAUCGUUUUCCGAACAACUACAGAUUUUUAAAUUAAAUUGAAAUUCUAGUAAAUUUUUCGAAUGUUUCGUCAUAAAUUUCUCGUUAAAAUUUAAAAUUAAAACAUGUUUUCGACAGGUAAAAUUGGGAAAUCUCGUGAUUUUUGUUUUAUUUCGAAACAAGAGGAAGGGGGCGCUUGCCUUUGCCCCUCGUUCCCCUUUAUGACAUGGUUAUGGUUUGAGGGGGGGUGGGGAGGAGGGUUGGGCAGCGGUGAAGGCGAAGGAACGGACGAGUCGAGUUCACAAAAUGGCGGCCAAGCUAAGGUUUGCGACCAUAUAGUACGUGUGAAAUCUGUAAUUUUUCUACAAUGUGGCGAUCUUAAGUAUCAAUUUUAGUGUAUUAUCGUAAGCGCGUGUGUUUCUGGAUUUUAUUAUUUUGAAAACUGUGCAAUUUUGUACGCUGUGAAUGUUCACUUAGAAUCAUUGUGCGACGCGUAGACAAGACGAUGCAGAAAACAUUAGAAUCGGAAUCUGGUAAAGAAUCUGGAUCAGAUUCUGACAAUGAAAGUAAAAGUGACAGCAGUUCCUCCGGAAGUAAGUCGUCUGGUUCCGGUUCAGGAUCUGAUAGUGAAUCUAGCUCCUCGUGUUCCGGUUCAGCGUCAGGUUCUGAAUCAGAUAAAUCUGAUAAAUCCGAAAAGUCUGAGAAAUCUGAAAAGUCUGAUGCACCUGCACAAAAUGAUAAUUAUCAGAGCAAACGAACGAAUAACAGCACUGAAACAAAACACCGACACAAAAGCGAUUCUAGUCGUGAAUGGGACGAGAAUCCUGAUAUUUAUGGCAUCAGAAGGUCCAAUCGGUCGAGGAAAGAGCCCGAUAGGCUCACGACACAACGUGAAAGCGACAGCGAUAGUCGCAAGAAAAUUAAGAAAAAAAGUACACAUAGUACGUGGAAUUCCGAUAGUUCAGAUUCAGAGUCAGAUGUUGAACGAAAGAAACCACCACCGAGUAAAUCGAUAAAUCGGCAAGCUGCUCAAAAAGCCAAAGAGAAAGCACGAGCACGUAAAAAACAACUUUCUGACUCUUCAGAGUCCUCUUAUGAUAGUGAUGAUCAUAGAAGACAAGUCACAAGAAGAACAGGAGCUGCUGUUAGUUACAAAGAAGAAAGCGAGGAUAAAACUGACAGUGAGGAUCUUGUGGAACAAGAUGAGACUGAAGUACCAGCCGAGCCCGAUAAUGCGGAAACAAUUGAACGCAUUUUGGGACAGAGAAAUGGAAAGAAAGGAGUUACAGGUAAUAUAACAACACUCUACGCCGUUGAAGAGAAUGGCGAUCCAAAUCCAACUGAUUUGGAAAAUGAAGAAACUGAGGUACAAUAUUUAAUAAAAUGGAAAGGCUGGUCACACAUUCACAAUACCUGGGAAUCGAAUGAUUCUUUAAAAGCCCAAAAGGUAAAGGGCUUAAAAAAAUUGGAGAAUUUUGUGAAAAAAGAACGUGAAAUUAAAUAUUGGAGGGAUUAUGCGGGACCCGAAGAUAUUGAUUAUUACGAAUGUCAACUUGAACUUCAACAAGAUUUAUUAAAAAGUUAUAAUUUUGUUGAAAGAAUAAUUGCCGAAUUCGAUAAACCUGAUUCAGUUUAUCCGGAUUAUUAUUGUAAAUGGGAGAGUUUACCAUAUGCCGAUGCAACAUGGGAAGAUGGUGCUCUCAUUGUAAAAAGAUGGCCGGAAAAAAUUCAAGAAUUCCGAGAUAGAGAGGACUCACAAAAUACGCCCAGUAAGCAUUGUAAAGUUUUAAAAUCGAGGCCAAAGUUUCAUCAACUUAAAGAACAACCCGAAUAUGUGGGUAAAGGGAAGGAAUUAAUUCUCCGAGAUUAUCAAAUGAAUGGUCUCAAUUGGAUGAUUCAUUCGUGGUGUAAAGAAAACAGUGUAAUUCUUGCCGAUGAAAUGGGUCUCGGAAAAACAAUCCAGACAAUUUGCUUUUUAUAUUAUCUGUUUCAUACACAUCAACUUUAUGGGCCAUUUUUGUUAGUUGUUCCACUAUCGACAAUGACAUCCUGGCAGAGAGAAAUGACACAAUGGGCACCAGAACUGAAUUUUGUGACAUAUCUCGGUGACAUUACAUCAAGGAAUGUUAUCAGAGACUAUGAAUGGUGUUUCAAAUCAAAGAAAAUAAAAUUUAACGCUAUUCUCACGACCUACGAGAUAGUCCUUAAGGAUAAAUUGUUCUUAGGUGCAUUGAAUUGGGCCGUUCUAUUGGUCGAUGAAGCUCAUCGCUUAAAAAAUGAUGACUCACUCUUGUACAAAGCACUCACUGAAUUUAAUACAAAUCAUCGACUUUUAAUCACAGGCACACCUUUGCAAAACAGUCUCAAAGAAUUAUGGGCACUGUUACACUUCAUUAUGCCCAACAAAUUUGUAACGUGGGAGGAAUUUGAAAAAGAGCACGAUAAUGCGGCACAGAAAGGCUACUCAAAACUUCAUAAACAACUGGAGCCGUUUAUUCUUCGUCGUGUGAAAAAAGACGUUGAAAAAUCCCUUCCGGCAAAGGUUGAACAAAUUUUACGUGUUGAAAUGACAUCGUUACAAAAACAAUAUUAUAAGUGGAUUUUAACAAAAAAUUACAAUGCCUUGAGAAAAGGCAAUAAAGGAUCAACGACGACAUUCUUAAAUAUUGUUAUUGAAUUGAAAAAAUGUUGUAAUCAUGCAUUUUUGACGAAACCAGCCGAUAAUGAUAAUAGAGAAUCAAAUGAGGAUUAUCUUCAGCAAUUGAUACGUGGUUCUGGAAAGCUUGUUCUACUCGAUAAAUUAUUGGUCCGUUUACGUGAAACUGGUCAUCGUGUAUUAAUAUUCAGUCAAAUGGUCCGACUUUUGGAUAUUCUUAGUGAAUAUCUUCAAAAGAGACAUUUUCCCUUCCAGCGAUUGGAUGGAAGUAUUAAGGGUGAAUUGCGAAAGCAAGCUCUCGAUCAUUUUAACGCUGAGGGUUCAACAGAUUUUUGUUUUCUCCUUUCAACACGAGCCGGUGGUUUGGGAAUUAAUUUAGCAACCGCCGACACUGUUAUUAUAUUCGAUUCCGAUUGGAAUCCACAGAAUGAUCUUCAAGCGCAAGCUAGAGCACAUCGUAUCGGUCAGAAGAAUCAAGUCAAUAUUUAUAGAUUAGUAACAAAGAAUUCUGUCGAAGAGGAAAUUGUUGAACGUGCCAAGCAAAAAAUGGUUCUCGAUCAUCUUGUCAUUCAACGAAUGGACACAACUGGUCGAACUGUUUUAGAUAAGAAGGGCAGUAGUUCGAAUAAUAAUCCCUUUAAUAAAGAAGAUUUAAGUGCAAUUUUAAAAUUUGGCGCUGAAGAAUUGUUCAAGGACGAGGAGGAUGGCGAUGAGGAGCCAACUUGUGAUAUUGAUGAAAUAUUACGAAGAGCUGAGACACGUGAUGAGGCGCCAACAACAGUUGGCGAUGAAUUAUUAUCGGCUUUUAAAGUUGCGAGUUUUGCCGCCUUUGAGGAGGAAUCAGAACCAGUGAAUCAAAUGAAUGAUAAUGAGGAUGACAGUAAAGAUUGGGCGGAAAUUAUACCUGAGAAUUUCCGUAUGAAAGUUGAAGAGGAGGAGAAAUCGAAGGAAAUGGAGGAUCUUUAUUUACCGCCGAGGAGUCGAAAGACAUUGCAGCAAAUAAAUCAAGGCGAGGGUAGAGGACGAAAGAGAAAAAAGGCGGAUGAUGAUGAGGAGAGUGAUGAUGUUGAUGAUUCGGGUAGUGAAGGCGAUGGAAGUGAUGAUGAUAGACCGAAGAAACGUGGUAGACCACGUGUCACACCACGUGAAAAUAUCAAGAGUUUCACUGACGUUGAAAUUAGGAGAUUUAUCAAGAGUUAUAAAAAAUUCCCAGCUCCUUUAAAGAGAUUAGACGAUAUUGCUGUUGACGCUGAAUUACAGGAGAAGCCACUUCCUGAAUUGAAAUUUCUAUCUGAACAAUUACGAGCGAGAAGUGAAACUUGUUUGACAGAAUAUGAGAGUGCUGCCCCGACGAAGGAAAAUAAAACCACCGCCGCUGGUGCUGCUGCUGCUACUGAUGAUGAUGAUGGUAAAGGAACAGGACGUAAACGUGGAAGAAGACCAACUUUCAAAUUGGGCGGUGUUAUGGUUAAUGCUAAAUCAUUGUCAGCUGCUGUCAAAGAACUCGAACCUUUGGAUCAAGCUCUACCAUCUGAUGCCGAGCAUCGAGCCAAUUGGCAUUUGGAUGUCAAAGUAAAACCAGCAAAUUUCGAUUGUGAAUGGACAACGGAGGAUGAUUCGAGACUAUUGAGAGGUAUCUAUCAACACGGUAUGGGAUCUUGGGAGGCAAUUAAAGCUGAUCCAAGUUUAAAGCUAAAUGAAAAAUUGCAAGGAAAUGGUAGCAAUAAAUUACAGUGGAAGAGAAUCAGUACUAGAGGGGAAUAUCUUUUGAAAGUAUUGAAGAAACAAAUGGAUCUCAAAUUAGGAGUGACAAGAACAAGAAAACCAAGAAAAACUAAAGAUGUUUCAAAAGCAAUUACGAAGGAAAUUGUUGAAGAAAACGACAGUUCUGGAGAGGAAAACAAAAAACCAAAGCCAAAGAUUGAAAAGCAGGUUAUACAAAAAAAAGAGAAAGAGAAAGAUAAGGAUAAGGAUAAAGAUAAAGAUGAAGAUGUUGUGGUGAAAAAGGAGAGCAAAGAGGAGGCUGAAACAGUUUCUGAGGAGAAGAAGAAGGAGAAGAAAGUGAAAAAGGAGAAAAAAGAGAGUAAGAAAAAUAAAAAGUCGAAGCAACCUGUAGGGCCAAUGCAUUUUACAGCGAAUAAUGAACCAAGAGCUCUCGAUGUUCUGGGCGAUUUGGAUCCGUCAAUUUUUAAUGAGUGUAAGGAAAAGAUGAGACCAGUAAAGAAAGCUUUGAAAGCUCUAGACAAGCCUGAUCAAUCAUUAAGUGAAUCGGAUCAACUGGCUCACACCAGAAACUGUCUUGUACAAAUUGGAAAUCAAAUAAAUACCUGUCUUUUGGAAUAUAAAGACCCCGAGCAAGUGAAAGAAUGGAGGAGCAAUCUAUGGUAUUUUGUUUCUAAAUUCACCGAGUUCGAUGCAAAGAAACUUUAUAAACUUUAUAAGCAUGCAAUUAAAAAAGGAGAUGGACACUCCAGUAUGACUUCGACGCCUGAGAAAAAAGAGGAAGCCACUCCUACAAAGAAAUCGGAGGAGAAAUCAGAGAAGCACUCGACGAAAAGUCCAGCGGACAAUGCGAAGGAAUCACGUCCAGUUAAAAGAAGAAUCGAAGAGGCCGAGGAGAAUACAAAUAAUUUCCCAGUUAAAAAACAUUUAAUAACAAAUACAUCGUUGAGCACUAUAAGUAGCACUUCGUCGGUGACAAUUGGAGGGAUAACAAUAACGCCAGUGACGUCGACGUCAAAUUCCACGCCAAGUACAACAAACAGUACUGGAGAAAUGACGAGGCAUAAGGAAUCAAAGGAACCGAUGAAGCACAAGGAAAUGAAAAGGGAUCGCGACAGAGAUCGUGAUCGUGAUAGAGAUCGAGGUCAUAAUGACAGAAAUAUGGAUCGAUUGAGUUCAAGUAAGGACGAGAGGAUUAGAAGAGACAGCGGUGGAUAUGGAAUGGGAGGACACUAUAGUGGAAGUCGAGAGGACGAACAUUGGAUGCCGAGAGACGGACGAGAUCAUCGAGAUAACAGGUUUGGAGAUCACAAACGAGAAAGAUUUGACAAUUACGGACGUAUGGGAGGAGGUGGAUAUCACCGCGAUCGAGAUCGAGAUCGUGAUCGAAUGCACAUGAAUGAAAAAAGAAACGAUUACUAUCGAUAUCAAUCGGGGCCACCUCCUUACGUUGGAUACGGUGGAUCGGGUGGUUACGGUGGCGGAGGCGGUGGAGGAGGAGGUGGUGGUGGUGGUGGUGGUUAUCCACCCCCUGAUAUGCCACAAAAUCAUUUUCGAGGCGGUAGAAAUUACUCCAACGAUGGUUACCAAGGUGAUUGGAGGUCAAACAAAGACUACAGACGAGACUACGAUCGAAGGCCUCCACCGCCAAAUGCCAAUUCCUAGUGCACUAAUUUUCUCACCGUCCCUCAUCAUAUGAUCAAACGGUUAUGAAUUUAUUUAAUCAUGUCAAGUCUUAAAACAAAAGCAUGCCCCAGUUUAAUUACAAAUUGCACCAAUUUUUAAAUACCUGCUGUUAAAAUACCGUCAAUAAUGGAAUUUGAUCGAAAAAUGAAUUUCAAUCAAUUUCUUUGACGAUCGGUGCAUGGACAAAUCUAACAAAAAAAAAUCCAAGAAUCAGCAGUAUAUUCUUCUCAUCAAAUUUUUUUUUUUUUUUUUUAUAGUAGAAAUUGAAAAUUAACUUAUAGCUCCAAUUGUGUUUGAUAUUUACAAUUAUUUUUUCAUAAAGACAUUUUAUGAGAUUGUUAUUGACUUUGAUAAAAUGCUUUUAAAUAGUGAAAAAGAAGAAACAGAGAUAAAAGAGAGCACUUUGCAUUUUCAGUACUAACUGUAUGCACUUGUAUAAUUUGUGAGAUUUUUUUUUCUCAUUUUUGUAUAACUGUUGACACAUGUUAGUAAUGUCCUGUCGAUUGACUAUUUAUUUCAAAAACUUGACAUAAAAAAGGAAAAAACAAAAACUGCUUAAACUCCAAUUUCAUAAGAAUACGAUUUUUAUUAAUCGGAAAACAUCCAUUAGUUUAGAUUAUUUGUAAAUAGAUAUUCAUAACUGAGAUCAAAGAGAAAUGAUUUUUUUUUGUACUCUUUGUUUUUUUUAUAAGAUUACAAGAGAAACUUUAAAUCUGCGGGUUUUUAUUGUGAUUUUCUCGACAAUGUACUUCUUUGGACAAUUGAAUUUACUCACAAACUGAAUAUUAAAAAGUGAAAGUUUCACGUUUAAAUAUUAAACGCACUCGAUUUUUUUUAUUAUUAAAAAGAAGAGUGUGUUUUCCUUAAAAGAAAGAAGAUAAAUAUGUUUUAUACUCGUACACGGCUUUUUGAAACUUCAUCAACACGGCGUAUUUUUUCUGUAUAAAAAAAAGCUAUUAAAUAUCUACUUUAUAUUUAUCAAAAAAAAAGGAGAGAAAGAGAGCGAACGAAUGAAACAUGUAUACUAUCUUGGUAUUGUAAAAAUUAAUUUAUGUCAGUAUCAUUAUCUUAUUCUUCUUCUUCUCUUUCAAAUGUAAAACUACGUAAAUACUUCGUAUACUGAUUAGAUAAUUUUUUUAUCAAAAGAAUACUAUUUUUUGUAGAUCAUUUUUAAUUCAUGGAAAUUAUAAAAUUUAUUUUUUUCUCAUUUAUCGUGAAAAUUUUUAAGGGUGCAUGCAUUGAUGUAAAUAAUGGUAAUGCAUUGAAUACGUGCAAGUUUCUUAGGAGUCAUGAAAAUUCACAAAAAAAAAAUAAUAAAAUAUAAAGAAGUAUACCUGCGAAAAAAUAGUCGCUGAGAGCGAAUAUGGAAAAUUAUGCGAAAUUGUCAAAUUGAAUGGCUAAAUUUAGACACGAAUGUUUAAAUGAAAGGUGAUUGCCUGAAUAUAGUGAACUGUUUAUAAUUUAUUACCGCUAGCGGAUUAGAAAUCAACAAAAAAAACUACUGAAGUGAAAAAAUACUGUAUAUAAGCGAAUAAAAGAUUGAUUAUUAACAUAAA